Messenger RNA from Dipodomys spectabilis (banner-tailed kangaroo rat), 2541 nucleotides. It is a transcript of the gene Lmnb1, whose product is annotated as lamin B1. Lineage: Eukaryota; Metazoa; Chordata; Mammalia; Rodentia; Heteromyidae. Bases 7 to 1767 code for a protein of 586 amino acids. The transcript has 11 exons. The record is from RefSeq and is a predicted model, not a curated record.
UCCGCCAUGGCGACCGCGACCCCCGUGCCGCCGCGCUCGGGCAGCCGCGCCGGCGCGCCCGCCACGCCGCUGAGCCCCACGCGGCUGUCGCGGCUGCAGGAGAAGGAGGAGCUGCGGGAGCUGAACGACCGGCUGGCCGUGUACAUCGACAAGGUGCGCAGCCUGGAGACGGAGAACAGCGCGCUGCAGCUGCAGGCGAGCGAGCGCGAGGAGGUGCGCGGCCGCGAGCUCACCGGGCUCAAGGCGCUCUACGAGGCCGAGCUGGCCGACGCGCGCCGCGCGCUCGACGACACGGCCCGCGAGCGCGCGCGGCUGCAGAUCGAGCUGGGCAAGGGCAAGGCGGAGCACGACCAGCUGCUGCUCAGUUAUGCAAAGAAAGAAUCCGAUCUUAAUGGAGCCCAGAUCAAGCUUCGGGAAUAUGAAGCGGCUCUGAACUCCAAAGACGCAGCUCUGGCUACUGCCCUCGGCGACAAGAAGAGUUUAGAGGGCGACGUGGAGGACCUGAAGGACCAGGUUGCCCAGCUGGAGGCCUCCUUAGCGGCUGCCAAGAAACAGUUAGCAGAAGAGACUUUACUCAAAGUGGACCUGGAGAACCGCUGCCAGAGCCUCACCGAGGACCUGGAGUUCCGGAAAAACAUGUAUGAAGAGGAGAUCAAUGAGACCAGGAAGAAGCACGAGACACGCUUGGUCGAGGUGGAUUCAGGGCGUCAGAUUGAGUAUGAGUACAAGCUGGCGCAAGCCCUGCAUGAGAUGAGGGAGCAGCACGACGCGCAAGUGCGGCUGUACAAGGAGGAGCUGGAGCAGACCUACCACGCCAAGCUUGAGAAUGCCAGACUCUCCUCAGAGAUGAAUACUUCCACUGUCAACAGUGCCAGGGAAGAACUGAUGGAAAGUCGUAUGAGGAUCGAGAGCCUUUCCUCUCAACUUUCAAAUCUGCAGAAAGAGUCUAGAGCAUGUUUGGAAAGGAUUCAAGAACUGGAGGACAUGCUUGCUAAAGAAAGAGACAACUCUCGGCGGAUGCUGUCUGACAAAGAGCGAGAGAUGGCAGAAAUCAGGGAGCAGAUGCAGCAGCAGCUGAAUGACUAUGAGCAGCUGCUGGACGUGAAGCUGGCCCUGGACAUGGAAAUCAGCGCCUACAGGAAGCUCCUGGAGGGCGAGGAAGAGAGGCUGAAGCUGUCUCCAAGCCCUUCUUCUCGGGUGACCGUGUCCCGCGCGUCUUCGAGUCGCAGUGUCCGCUCCACUCGCGGGAAGCGGAAGAGAGUGGACGUGGAGGAGUCGGAGGCCAGCAGCAGCGUCAGCAUCUCCCACUCCGCCUUCGCCACCGGCAGCGUGUGCAUCGAGGAGAUUGACGUGGAUGGGAAGUUCAUCCGCUUGAAGAACACUUCAGAGCAGGAUCAACCAAUGGGAGGCUGGGAGAUGAUCAGAAAAAUAGGAGACACAUCAGUCAGUUACAAAUAUACCUCAAGAUAUGUGCUAAAAGCUGGCCAGACUGUUACGAUUUGGGCCGCCAACGCUGGAGUCUCCGCCAGCCCGCCCACCGACCUCAUCUGGAAGAACCAGAACUCAUGGGGCACUGGUGAAGACGUGAGAGUCAUACUGAAGAAUUCUCAGGGAGAGGAGGUUGCUCAAAGAAGUACAGUCUUUAAAACAACCAUACCUGAAGAGGAAGAGGAGGAAGAAGAACCAGCUGCAGUGGCUGUGGAAGAAGAAUAUUUCCACCAGCAGGGAGCCCCAAGAGCCUCCAACCGAAGCUGUGCAAUUAUGUGAACUCGCGAGCCCGCGGUCUUCCGAGAAGCAUGGUAAUCCUUACGCAGUGCAGAGCCUUCCCAGAGCACAGAGUAUUUUUGUAUUUCCUUUAUGUGAAUUUUUAAGCUGCGAAUCUGAUGGCCUUAAUUUCCUUUUCCACACUGAAAGUUUUGUAAGAGAACCAUAUCCGUACACCUUGUUGCAAGAUGUGAAUUACCGACACUGAACUAGCUAACUGUACUGUUUGUCAUGGUUUCCUCAGUUUUUUUAAAUGCAUUUUUUUGGCUUUUUAUUUUUAUUUUUUUUAUAUGCACGUAUGUGGAAUUUUUUUUUUUCUUCUCAGUUCUUAGGAGAAUGGGUCAGGAGGGUAAAUAACCACUGUGUCUGGGGAUAAUUUGGAGAUUGCUCAUCUAGAAUAGCAAUCUGCUCUUGAUUCUUCUCUGCUCUAUUAGAAACGGUGCUGUGAGGGAGGGAGGCAUUUUUCAUUAUAUUGAAUUUUUGUACUGAAUUUUUUUGUAAUACGCAAUCAAGAUGACAAUUUUUUUUAAAUAGAAAAGAAAAAUUUUGUAAGAAGGCAAUAUUAACCUAAUCAUCAUGUAAGCACUCUGGAUGAAGGAUUCCGCAAACCUUUGUUUUAUGGUCACUUCUCUUAGAUUCUUAAUUCAUGAAAGGAAGGGAGGGGGGUGGAGAGGGGAGGGGUGCUCUAUAAAUGCAUUAGUUGUGUUUUUUUAAGAUAGCGUAACAUGCUUAAAUUUCUUAUGUGACAUUAACAAAUAAAAAGAUGUUUUAAUAUGA